This is a messenger RNA of Desarmillaria tabescens, 477 nucleotides long. RefSeq lists its product as uncharacterized. The transcript is spliced from 2 exons. The record is from RefSeq and is a predicted model, not a curated record. NCBI's taxonomy places the organism in Eukaryota, Fungi, Basidiomycota, Agaricomycetes, Agaricales, Physalacriaceae. The coding region runs from base 1 to 462 and encodes 153 amino acids.
AUGCUGUCCACUGACAGAGUCCAGUCUUUGCUCGUCGUUCAUGACCACACGCCACCACUACAAAACAGUGCUCGCCCUCGACAGCCAUCUGGACCGCCUGUGAUGUUGGUCUGGGCACCCCAGCCGCAGCCGUCAGAGUCGACGUGGCCGAAGACGUUAGACUCGCUCUCGAGAGUUGUUGAGAAGGACAUUCAGCAACAGUCUUUGAGCUCGAUGCCGAUUACGUCCCGAACGGUACCGAUGAUCACUCGGGAGGACACUUUUAGACCUGCACCUAGUGUAUGGACGACGAAGGGGGUCGGUGCCAUUGGGGAUGGACGAAAAAAGAACAGUCUGGGCGACUUUGACGAUUCUCACGUCGAGCGGCUGCUUCGUACUCUGAAUCUCAACUCACCUACCCGUUCGUUCAGCAAAAGCCUACCCUCAAUCUCAACUUCGAGACGGAAGCGCCAGGAUCCCUAGGUUUUUCCCCUGCAU